CCGGCCGGCGCAGCAUCCGCGGCAGCGGCAGAGCCGAUCGAUGGAAGGCAGGGCGCUCCUUACGGAGCAAGGCGUUGACGCAGUGGAGCUCAGAAGGAACCGGCGUGAACGUGGUCGUCGAUGAUGUUACUCUGGCUGGUGCUUUUGGCGGCUGCUGCGUGCGCGUCGCGCGACGCCAAGCGGCUACACGAUGACCUGCUGUCAGACUACAACCGACUCAUCCGUCCUGUCGGCAAUCAUUCACAUAAGGUGACCAUCGUGGUCGGUCUAAAGCUGUCACAGCUCAUCGACAUCAACCUCAAGCACCAGGUCAUGACUACUAACAUCUGGCUUGAACAGGAAUGGGAAGAUGACAAGCUUCGCUGGAACCCGGAGGAUUACGGUGGUGUGGACAUGAUUCACGUUCCGGCAGAGAGUCUCUGGCUUCCAGACAUCGUGCUUUUCAACAAUGCGGACGGUAACUACGAGGUGAUCCUGAUGAACAAAGCGACCGUGUACUCGACAGGCAAGGUGGUUUGGAAGCCGCCUGCUCUCUACAAGAGCACCUGCGAGAUCGACGUCGAGUAUUUCCCCUUUGACGAGCAGAACUGCCUCAUGAAGUUUGGCUCCUGGACCUACGAUGGCCUUGAGGUGGACCUCCAGCAUGUUAAGCAGCGUCCCGGCGUGGCCGUGGUGGAGACGGGCAUCGACAUGAGCGAAUUCUACAAAUCCGUCGAGUGGGAUAUCCUGCGCGUGCCUGCCAAAUACAACAACGAGUUCUAUGACUGCUGCGAGGAGCCCUUCCCGGACAUCACCUUCAACAUCACCAUGCGCCGAAAGACGCUCUUCUACACGGUCAACCUCAUCAUCCCCUGCGUGGGAAUCUCGUUCCUGACCGUGCUCGUCUUCUACCUUCCCUCGGAUUCUGGCGAGAAGGUGACGCUCUGCAUUUCCAUUCUCGUCUCACUCACUGUGUUCUUCCUGCUGCUCGCCGAGAUCAUCCCGCCCACUUCACUGGCUGUGCCGCUUCUAGGCAAAUACCUGCUCUUCACCAUGAUUCUCGUCACGCUGUCCAUCUCGGUGACCGUCGGAGUGCUCAACGUGCACUUCCGGUCCCCAUCGACGCACCGCAUGGCGCCCUGGGUCCGGCGCGUGUUCGUGCACCUCAUGCCGCGACUGCUGCUACUGCGGAGGCCCGACGCGGCCGACCGCCAGCAGCCGCCGGUCGACCCGUUGCAACUACUACUACUACGGCGGCCUACAGAACCGGUGGCACCACCGCCGGUGGUGCCUCCUUCGGCUGCCGCCACAGACCACCAGCAGUCCGAGUCCCCGGAGGCCGGCUCAUGUACGCCGGAAGUGCGCCGGGCCAUCGAUAGCGUGCUCUUCAUCGCAGACCACAUACGUAAGGAGGACGACGACGAGAGUGACUGCGAGGACUGGAAAUACGUGGCGAUGGUAUUGGACAGACUGUUCCUGUGGAUAUUCACGCUCGCUAGCCUGGUGGGCACGUGCGGCAUCAUCCUGCAGGCCCCUUCACUCUACGACACUCGGCUGCCCAUCGACGUCCAGAUGUCUCACAUCGGCCGCGAGUACGCCACUCUGCACUCGCCCUGAUCCAUGACGUACGAGACGCGGGCUGAACUCUGGUGGCAACUCUGACCCCCAAGCGGUGCUCCUUGUCCUGAAGCAGUGAAGUUGUACACCGGUAUAGAUGUACGGUUUAGAUGACUUAAUGGAAGCGCAAUGUUUUGUGCAUUUCCGCUUACUGCAUUCCCACGCUCCUGUAAAUGGCUGGCCUCGCGAAAGUACAUUGAAAUACCUUUCUAUUGAACGUGGCUUGAGAAAACUCAGCUGAGUGAACAAUUUAAAAAUUCACAGCCCUUCCCCUGUCAAGACAGUGGGGGUAAGCGAAGCUUGUGGCAAGACGACACUGUCGCAGGCGAUCCGCUUCGUUUGUCCUAAACACAGGGUCGACGGCUCUUCAUUGACGUUUGGCAUCAACAUCGCGCUCCUGGAACUCGGGGUCCUUGGCUCUUCGCUGACGUUUCGCCUGGGCUUCAAAGCCCUCACGCUAGAAUCGGACGACAAGCUUCGCUUACCCCCAUUUUCUCGACAGGAGAAGGGCUGGUGAUUUUGUCUCUUUGGGCCCCACGUGUGACAAUGGUAGUUCAAGGGCGCGUUACAGGUCCCCUAGCCUACAGGGGUAUGUGCCAUUGAGCUCGUACCCUUUCUGCACUAUCACCAGGGUCGGCCCACUUUUCAGCGUGACACCACCACCACCACCGCCGCCUAAACUUGUGAGCCUGUAAAGCUUCGCUUAAAAAGUCGGCUCGGAUAACGAGCGUAUCUAUUUACGCUUCACUUGGAUGGAUUUGCACUUCAGCGAGCAAUUUCUUGAAGCCAUGCCUGUGCUACAGCAGUGAUGGGUUCGUUCCUUGUACGUUCCUGCCUCACGAAAGAACGAUGAUGAUGCAAGAUUUUGUGCGAACGCUUCGUUCUCUCUGGAGCAGGAACAUCAAUCCAUGCCUUUUAUAUACGCAUAGUGUAAUAAAUACGAUCUAGUAUAGUAAUCGCGUAGCGCUAUUGGUACAGACCAUACAUAUAUAUAGUCCUCUUGAAAGACAAUUUCACUAACCAAGAAAAGACUGGGAAAGGAAGAAUGUGGUUCUUCGCACUGUUGGCGCAGAUAAAAAAAAAAAAAAAAACAAUCGGCGUUAGGCAUGACGCGCUACGACGCGGCGACCAUGUCAGGACGGUAACUAACGUAUUGCAAUGUAUGGUUGACGACAAUACAACAAGCAUGCACUGUUGCAAGCUGAUUUACUAGGCGAGCUCAAUACGUUUUAGUGAUAUUUCUUUCGGUGGUGCAAACCAGCUGUGGGUGAGGAACCCUGCGACUCCGAACAAGAGGAGAAGGCACGAGGUUUGUGCAGUGGCUCUUAAUAGCCCACCGUGAUGCUAUGGGGCUAUGGCGUUUUGCUGUGUAGGGUCAAGUUGAGCGUUCAGAUCGCCUCCAUGGAAGCCGCAUUUCGAUGGGGGCGAUAUGCGAGAACGGUCGCGUACCAUGGUAUAACCCAGCCGGGCAAACUUGUUUCCAAAAGCCCCCCCCCCCCCCCCCCCCCUUAAAAAAAAGAACGAAAAGAAGGGAGAAAAUUCACCGCAUAUCCAGGAAGUGAAUGAGGAUGAGUGGGCGAAGCACCGGGGAUCAUUCGGUUAACGGUGAAUCCCCCGACGCCGGCAAGCGGACCCAGAGGCGGCGAGAGCGCGGGAAGCGGCGGCAAAACACUGGACGCGUUCUCUACCUGCGGUUGUUGGCGCCGAUGCUCGAUUCAAGCGCGAGCUUCGAGCGCCCUCAACUCCGGGUCCGCUUGCCGGCGUUGUCAUACUGCUGCAGCUUUACGAGCCCUCAGCUCCGGGUCCACAUGCCGGCGUUGCCGUGCUGCUGCAGCUUCGCGAGCCCUCAGCUCCUGGUCCGCUUGCCGGCGUUGCCGUUUUGCUGCAGCUUCGCGCGCCCUAGACUCCGGGUCCGCUUGUUGUCUGCGUCGCCGUGCUGCAGCAGCUUGCCGAGCCCUCGACUCCGCUUGCAGUUGAGCCGCCACUCUCGCUUUUUCAUCCAUAGCGGGCGCGCCGGUAUCAGAAGCGACCGUUAUCAUCCAUGGCUGAAGAGAGAAAGAGAGCGCGCGUCGGGAACGAACGCCCUUGUGCACCGCAGCGCCCCUAGCGGACUCCAUGCAAAUCAGAGCUACGGACGACGGGCGACGACGAGGGGAGGACAAGGCUCGGCCCUAAGGUGCUUCGGCCCUAAAAAACUGUAAGCCCUUCCACUGGGGUGGAAAUGGCAGACCAGCGAAGCUGUACUAUGGUGGGAAUUAUGUAUUUCCAAUUAUGACUAUUAAGAUGUGGUGGUGUAAUUGGUUAUUUGAACUAUUAAAGAAUGAGAAAUAUAUAUGAUCCGGUGGUUAUCAUUUAUUUAGUGGUCACAGGGACCAUGGCCUUAUGGUCGCUACGGUACACCGCCAUAGGGUGUACGGCAAAGGUUGGCACGUUCUUCAUAAACACGUCACCAACGCCGCGCGCGUUCGGUGCGAACGCGGGCAAAACGCCUCCGCCGUCGACAACACUUGUGCGCGUUGUUUGUGUGACCGCGCACAACCGCUGUCAAAACGCUGGCUACGUGGCGGAACGCCGUUCCGUCCGGCGCAUGCGCCGCAGUGGGAGAGCGGGCACGCACACGCAGUCUAUGGUGCCUCGAUGCCCUCCUCGCCUACCGCUCCCCUUCCACUGGGAAGUCGGCUAUGCUCGCCAUACAGCAUACGGCCAAUGACAGUUUUUUUUUUUCUAUUGCCGGACGCGACCAUGGAAGGGUGAGCCCUUAACAGCUUCGCUGUAAAAAAAUGAGACUACGGAAUCUACGUAGGUUAAGUGUUGCUUUGAGUAUUUUAAUCUCAUCAUCAACAGAUGGUGAUCACGCCACUAGAGUUACUGUAUGUGUAACUCUACACGCCACGCAUUCUCGGCGCCAUCUCUCGCAACGUACAGAACCGUUUCUUAUUGCCGCGUAUACACCACAUAGGGUGCUGAGGGGGAACGGAGUUUAUGGUUAGGCAUUUAUUCUCAAAGAGGUGGUGUGAUCCCGUUAACUGGUUAAAGUUUUUUUUUCCUUUUCUCUCUUCUUUUUUUUUUUUUUUUGUUAUUCCACUGUACCAAUAUAGAAGAACCAGCAUUGGAAACCUCUGAAACUUCAAUUUCUUUUCUGAGAAUCUCUACGCUGUACUGUGGUGAACGUGGUGCCUGAUGAUCGCAGGAAGAAGGCAUUUAUGUCUCAUUACUUUCUGCCCGAAAGCUGUUGUUUGCAGAAGGAUUGUAAGCUGAGCUUGUUUGUACAUAUUUACGUGAAUACUUGGGGACAACGCUGUUGUUUGCUUUGCUGUUGUAUACUUGUCUUGUUGGUCGUUCUUAAAAUAAACGUACUUCGUUCUGACAACAAUGUACAGUAUGCCAAUAUUGAAUGACGGAAAGCACACACACUUUCCCCAUUAGGUGUUGAGGCGUUUUGGCUGUAUUCGACCCGUCCAAUAAAGCCGACCUAUCAGGCCACCCAAAUAGAUGAAACCUGUCACAUAUGAUCUAACUGCAUAAGCAAAGAAAAAGCGUUAAUUCACUCUGCAGCGCUUUGAGUAGAGCCCAUCGC
Messenger RNA from Dermacentor silvarum, 5173 nucleotides. Its product is annotated as acetylcholine receptor subunit alpha-like. Gene Ontology annotation, molecular function: acetylcholine-gated monoatomic cation-selective channel activity; transmembrane signaling receptor activity. Gene Ontology annotation, cellular component: postsynaptic membrane; neuron projection; synapse. Gene Ontology annotation, biological process: signal transduction; regulation of membrane potential; monoatomic ion transmembrane transport. The coding region runs from base 121 to 1596 and encodes 491 amino acids. Lineage: Eukaryota; Metazoa; Arthropoda; Arachnida; Ixodida; Ixodidae. The record is from RefSeq and is a predicted model, not a curated record. The transcript is spliced from 7 exons.